GAGGGGGAGGAGGGACAAUAAGGAAGGAAGAAUAGAGCGGCAGGGGCGGCAGCUGCAGGUCCCUAUAAGGAUGAGUGUAGAACUGAUUUUUGUCGCCUUUUUGGAAUGUCAGAAAACUGUAGAUCCGGAGUUUAAGUCUGAGUUGAGUUCUAUUAAGCAGUCGCUCCAUGAUGAGGGAGAUCUGCAGACCGAUAGUCACGACGUCUUACCCCGACACGCUUCUCUAGAGCCAGAUGGAGGACCGCAGCCUUUGGUGGAGGAAGAGCUCUGCCGCAGGAUCGGCGCCCAGUUGGCGGAGAUGGGAGACCGUUUUCAACAAGAAGGGAGAAUCAGACAAGAGGUUGUGGAAAGUUUAGUGCACGAUAUUCUCAGCGAGAACCUGACGGAGGAUCGUUUUAGAGAUGCGGUCAGUAGUCUGCUGGAGAACCUCCCCCCCGGGAUGGACCUGGAGAAGGCCACGCUGGUGGUCGCUAUGACUUUAACCAGCAAAGUUGGCUGCAGCGUCCCCAACCUGCUGCAGAACUGCUUCACCACCGCGUUGAACUUCAUCGAUAGGAACUACAGGUCAUACGUACAACGUCUGAGCAGACAGGUUUGACCACCGACCAUCAGCAACACCACCAAGGAAAUGUGAAGCUGUUUGGCCCCUUUUUUGUUGUUUUUUUUUUGCCAUUUUUUCCAUCAAUGUGCAGCAGCCGAGUUAAUCAUCUGAUGUUAUCGGCUCCUUGUUUCUCCCCCACUCUCUAACAUUCUCCCAUGUGUCUUAGCUGUUUGUCACUCGUAGGCAUCGUAUUGUAACGUGCUUUUAUAUUCCUGUUGCCUAUGCGUUGUGGAGUUGGCCGUUUUCAAGAAAAAAAAAAACGACUAAUCAAUCUGGUCAUAGAUUGCCAAGACUGCCUUUAUCUUACCAUCAUGUUUAUAAUAAAUUCUUCCAACAUUGUGUAUAAAUUCCACUACGAGAGGCCAUGACCUCACCAAAACCCAUCAGGAGGUCACCAAGACCAGACCCAUCAUAACCUCACCAAGACCCAUCAUGAGGUCUCUAAGACCCAUCAUGACUUCACCAAGACCCAUCAUGAUAUCACCAAGAUCAAUCAUGACCUCACCAAAACCCAUCAUGAUGUCACAAAGACCCAGUUUGAUCUCACCAAGACCCAUCACGAUGUCAUCUGAUGUGUUUGGCCACAAUAUGGCCGUCUGCCCUGUGUAGGAUACAUGGACACACAGCUUAAAGGUCUUUAAUGUUUCGACCUAUACAAAUUUUCUUCUCCGUUAGUUAUCGUUGGUCGAAUUUUACACCGAUACUUUUGUACUUACGCCUGCCGAAAGGGGGACAUUUCAAUAAACAUUUUUCUUGUUGUCAAAACAUUUUAAUACAUUUUUAAAAACUUCGGCUUAUUCUCACUGGCUCUUUUGUGAAAAUAUACUUCCAAUUUUUUGCUGGACUGUCGCAUAAAAUGAACCUUACAGUGAGUGGAGUUUAUGCAAAUAUGUUGCCAAAGGAGCGUUUCUGGUUGGUUUUGUGUGCAUUCAUGGGGUGGGGGGUAUAUGUCCUGAAAAUGGGGGAUUGAAAUGUUAGGAGAAGUGACCGCUUUUAUGAAAAUAGCGCGCACUGCAUAAUAUACUAGAAACAAUCAUGUCUGUCAUCCAUGGGCGCUGAGGAAAUAAUGGGGCACAUUGUCUAGCCACACCCUUUUUAAAAUCUUGUAUAGAUCAACCAAUCAAUUUAGGGUACAUGCGCUGGGACCUGUGUGUCAUUCACACAGCAGUCCCAGCGCUGCAGGAAAGGACAUAGGCAUGGUGGCUCGAAGCAUAGCGAACCCCUGGCCACGCCUAUCCAACUGUUGCUGGCUGUAUACAAAAGUGUUUUUUGAGAUCUUAAAACCUGCAAUAAAAUAGAUAGUAAUGCUGGAUUGAUACUCUAAGCCCAUUUAACAUACUGUUGUUACUUAAUAUGAUGACAGUUGCACUUUAAAGGAAAUCUGCAGCGAAAAUCGCUGGGACCCCUGCGGUUCUCCUGUGCAGGAGGCGUGUUGGCCACAGCAUGACGUUGCGACUGACACGAUCCCCCCAUGUAUGUCUAUGGGAGAGGUGGGGAUGCAGCGUUCGUGCCUCCCCGCCUCUCCCAUAUAGCUGUAUGGAUGGGGGCGUGUCCGUCGAGCCCAGUGAGCUUGACGCUACGCGCAUUAACCGGCGCACAGCGUGGCAAUGUCGGGGCCCCGUUUGGGAGAUCGCGGGGGGUCCCAGUGGUCGGACCUCCAGCGAUCAGACACUUAUCCCCUAUCUUGUGGAUAGGGGAUACGUUUUUUUCACUGCAGAUGUCCUUUAAUGUAAAAAGUCCUAAUAAUAAGCUAUAAAGCAGCCACAUAUAUACAGGGGCACAUAGCACAAUCCCAACAUGGCAGUAUAGUAUGUAUUAGAAAAUGAUUACUACCCGGAUUAUCAAAAAUAACAAUUCAGGGUUAAACACGCUAUUAAAGUGUUUGAAACUACAGCUUCCAGCAUGUCCUGGGAGUAGGAAGAAGGGUGCCAGACAUCAUCUUUCAUUUUAAAGACCGAUUCGGUAAAAUCACCCGGACUGUAGCAUGUGCUCCGAGGGCCUGUGAGCCCAAAGUCCUGGAUAUGUACUAACAGAUUAAAGAUAGCAAAAAAAGAGAAGUAUCUGUUUGGUAAUAUAACUAUCACCCUAAGACAUAUGACUCACUAAUAUAAAGUUAUUAAAAAUUUUACUGGA
This is a messenger RNA of Hyla sarda, 2734 nucleotides long. RefSeq names its product BH3 interacting domain death agonist (gene BID). The transcript has 5 exons. The record is from RefSeq and is a predicted model, not a curated record. Lineage: Eukaryota; Metazoa; Chordata; Amphibia; Anura; Hylidae. Gene Ontology annotation, cellular component: cytosol; mitochondrion; cytoplasm. Bases 71 to 598 code for a protein of 175 amino acids. Gene Ontology annotation, biological process: apoptotic mitochondrial changes; positive regulation of release of cytochrome c from mitochondria; positive regulation of extrinsic apoptotic signaling pathway.